AUUAUUUCGGGUCCGCAAAAAUUCGCGGGAAAGCCGAAAAAGUUGACAGUGACUGAUCAACAUGGAGACAGCAGAUCUUGACAUGGACGGGAUUUUUGAUGACCGUGAUGAAGAUGAAGACCUCGGAGCAAUUGGUGCCCUUCCCGACCUUCCAGAUGGUACCCAGCAGGCCUCACAGGAUAUGGAAGAUGAAGAAAAUGCAGAGGUGCUUGCCAGGUUGAAAGACAUUUCAAAAGGAGCAGCGAAAAGGGUUAUUAGACGACCACAGCCAAAGCUUGAUUCCACCAGAUUGACAGGAGACAGGGGCAUACCCAUUCUUCGAAAGACGUUUGAUAAGGUCAAAUUAAAGGGCAAAGGUCAUGAAGCGUCGGACCUGGCUUGUAUAAUGAAGGAGCUGGAACACUGGGGUCACCGCCUGUUCCCCAAGAUGACCUUUGAUGAAGUCAUAGAGCGAGUCGAGAAGCUAGGAGCAAAGAAAGAGGUACAAACAUGUGUGAAGAAGAUACGAAUGGACAUGCCAGUGUUGUCAGAAGACUUUGUAGGCUCUGAUAAGGAGGAUGAUGAAGUGGAAAGGGUCGGGGACAUGGUGGACGCUUUCGACCAGGAUCAACCAGCAAAGAAUCCUAAUGCAGAGGACAUGUGGGAUGAUUUGAUCAGAGUGGAGGACGAACUACAGGAAACAUCAGCCAUGGCCUCCCGGCCUACUGGCCUCACAGCUGGGGGCCAUGUUACCUCCCCUGGAGCUGUGGUGGGUGCAGCUCAUUCUCCUGAAAGGGAAGCAUCUCAGCAUGGAGAGCCAGAGUUUACAGCCACAAGGAUUGAUACACCAGGGAGAGGCACAGCUAGUGCUAAGGCAGCUGAAUGUGGGGGUUUUACCCCAGAGCAGUUGGCCAGGAUAGAGAAAAACAAGCAGCUUGCUCUGGAAAGGAGGUUGAAGAAAACUGGCAGAUUUACACCUGGAAAACAAACAGCAAGUCCAUCCCCCUCACAAAGGCUAGACACAGUCACACAAUCAUCACAACAAACCCCAAGCCAGGCAUCAUCAUUGGUAGACAAGUCUGAUACUUCCUCAACACCAGCCCAGCAAUCAACUUCCCAGGAGUCUGAUUCUGCAGCCUCCCAAUCCUCAGAGCCGCCGAGACUCAACCUCAAGUUGUCGCAGGAUUCACAGGACUCUCAGGAUGGUGAAGAGCAGAUAACAGCAAGUGAAAGUCUCCCUGAGAAGAUGUCAAACUGCGGCGAAAAAGUAGCAAAUGAAGAUCAAAAUUCCGACAACCAGUCUCACCAGAACAAGCUUGGUUCAAAGGCAGGUGAAAAGGAAGAGAGGAAUGACAUGUCUGAAGAGCUUACAAAAGGCUCGAGUCAGAAUAUAAAAGUUAUGGAUCCAAAUGCAAGUCUUGGUCAAAGAAUGGACAAUGAAACUCCUGAGGUCACUGUCAGUGAAAGGUCAAGGUCACAUAGUGGUAGUGAAAAUGUUAAGGGUCAGAAUGAUGUACCUGAUAUGGAAAAUAUUCCUAAUGGAAUACUUGAUUCAGAUGAGGAAAUGUCUGCAGUUAUAGACAAAGAAUGCAGUGAAAAUAAAGUGUUGAAAACAAAAGAAAAUGUUUCCAAUGUUAAUAUGAGCUCGGAAGAAAAGAGUGAAAUUAUUACAGAUCAUCAUGCAAAGAAGACAAAUGUUCUAAAAACGAAGAAUUUGGACAAUAAGGAAAAUGUGUUAAAUGAGGGCAUUGACUCUAAAAAACUGAUUGUUGAGGGUCAAGAAAAUUUAUUGAACGAUGUUGCCAAGAUGGACACUGACAAUUCUGUUGCAAAGGGAACUGUUGAUAUGACUGGUGACCAUGGUAACAAAACAGACAGUGAAAACUGUGAAGUUGAAGAACAGUUGACAGAAGAUCAACUGAUGGACACAUUAGAGAGCUGAGAUAGAAGAAAACAAGUUUUAUAUCAUAGAAUACAAGUAGUUUUAAAGCCAAAAUCAGUGUGUAUGAUUCUUAUAGAUCUCCUGUUAAGGUGAAUAUAUUUUUAUAAAGUACAAAAUGGACCUUGCCAUCUAUCAGAACAUCUCUCUAUAAACCAAUCAGUGUGCGUACCAGUGCAAGGAGAUCGGGUACAAAUCAGUUGAACAAGACUUCAUUCCAGUGGAUACUUGUUGAAAUGGUUUAAAAUUGUUUGAAACACGCAUGAAUAAAUACUGUAUUGUGAAAUGAUAGACUGUUCUCAGUGUAAAAAAAUCAAGGGGUAAAAGUUCUGAAUCUGUAAUAAAAUGUAAAAGCAUACAAUUUAUUUAAAUUUUAUUUGCUACAUUGUAACUGGAAUUGUCAAACUUAAAUUUUAUAUUGUUGUAUUUUUUUAUAAGUAUGGUAGUUUCUCAUAGUGUAAAUUAUGCAUGAUUGUAUGUACUGGUAUAUUUAUUAAAGCAUUAUCAAAACUAAUGUACAUACUAUUUGAACAAAAUACUAAACACAUAUUCCACCCUUGUAUCUUUAGGGUCAAAAAUGAUAUACAUGUGUAUAGAAAUAUUUAGUUCAUGAUAACAAUUUGCAAGUCAGUUAAUAUCAUCCAUGUCAAGGCCAGUCUUAAAGGUCAUGUCAGAUUUUUGUGUCUGCUCCAUAACUC
Molecule: messenger RNA, 2616 nt
Organism: Mya arenaria
Lineage: Eukaryota; Metazoa; Mollusca; Bivalvia; Myida; Myidae
Exons: 10
Coding region: 62-1921 (619 amino acids)
Biological process (GO): replication fork processing; replication fork arrest; DNA replication checkpoint signaling
Cellular component (GO): replication fork protection complex; nucleus
Molecular function (GO): DNA binding
Source: RefSeq, a predicted model, not a curated record